Molecule: messenger RNA, 1161 nt
Organism: Fimicolochytrium jonesii
Lineage: Eukaryota; Fungi; Chytridiomycota; Chytridiomycetes; Spizellomycetales; Powellomycetaceae
Product: acyltransferase-domain-containing protein
Exons: 2
Coding region: 1-1161 (386 amino acids)
Cellular component (GO): endomembrane system
Molecular function (GO): acyltransferase activity
Source: RefSeq, a predicted model, not a curated record
AUGGACUCCGCCUCCGCUUCAAUCAACCUCCUCCAGUUCCCGGGUCUCAUCCUUCAUCCCAUCUCGCGAAGAGUCUAUCGACAGUAUAUGCAGUGGACUCAGAAACUUUUUGGGGAAUUGAUCGUGCUCCUGACCUGGGUUUUUACGGGGAGGGUGGAGAUUGUUGUCACGGGCGAGUGGGAGGCACUGAGUGAGGAGAGGGGUGGCGCGAUUCCCGAGAUGAAGGUCAUCAUGGCGAAUCAUCAGAUCUAUUCGGAUUGGUGGUGGCUUUGGAUUGUCGCUUGGAGUUGUGGGGCUCAUGGGUCCUUGAAGAUCAUCUUGAAGAAGAGCUUGAAGUAUUUUCCCGUCUUUGGAUGGGGCAUGCAAUUUUUCGAAUUCAUCUUCCUCGCACGCAAAUGGUCCCUCGACAAAUCCACCCUCUCCACCAUCCUCCACCGCGCCUCCCGCGACGCCCUCCCACUCUGGCUCGUCAUCUUCCCGGAGGGAACCGUCAUCACCGACGAUACGAAAUCCAAAUCGCGCGCGUACGCCAAAAAGAUGGAUCUACCUGACGACCCGCAACACGUUUUGAUCCCCAAAUCCACCGGUUUGUUCUUCUGCUUACGCAAUCUGCAGCCCGGAUGUGAGUAUCUUUAUGAUGUGACGAUUGGGUAUGAAGGGUUGACAGCGAGUCAGACGCCGUAUGAGGUUUAUAGUUUGAGUCGGGUGUUCUUUGAGGCCAGGGGGCCGGAAAGGGUGCAUGUGCAUGUGGAGAGGGUUAGGGUAGCCGGGUUACCGGGGUUUGAAAAGGCAGACGGGGAGAUUACGGAGGUGGAGGAGGAGGAACAGGCGAAACGGUUCGGCGAAUGGCUACGGAAGAGGUUCUUGAGGAAGGAUAGGCUCAUGAGCGCGUUUUAUCGGGAUGGGCGGUUUGGCGGGGACGAUGUUGACGAGCCGACGACGAAUGCGAAUGCCGCCGCCUCUUCUCACACCGCCGCCUCUCCGGACCACACAACCUCGGCCGGUCUCACACCCACGCACACGUCACAACAACCCAAGCUACGCGACCACCGCCAACAUAUAAUCAAACCCCGCCCGCGCGCCACCGAUUUCCUUGCCCUGCUCGCGACGCUGACGGCCGGCUUUUUGGCUGCGAGGGCGCUGUGGGGGUGGUGGAUAUGA